Messenger RNA from Elgaria multicarinata webbii, 2197 nucleotides. It is a transcript of the gene PTK6, whose product is annotated as protein tyrosine kinase 6. Lineage: Eukaryota; Metazoa; Chordata; Lepidosauria; Squamata; Anguidae. Bases 171 to 1535 code for a protein of 454 amino acids. Gene Ontology annotation, biological process: protein phosphorylation. Gene Ontology annotation, molecular function: ATP binding; protein binding; protein tyrosine kinase activity. The transcript has 8 exons. The record is from RefSeq and is a predicted model, not a curated record.
AAGAGGAAGUGGAGAGGGAUUUUUCUCCCUGUGUUUAUCCUUGAGGGCUGUGAUGAGCGUGGACCUUUGAAAUUCAUUUGUGGCUGGGGAGAUUGUGAAGCGGUGGUGAGCUUCUACAGAGGGAGACAUAAGAAUUCUCUCCCUCUGCUACAGCUGCUUGGCUCGACACCAUGGGUUCGAAGUCAGACCCGCUGCAAGGAUCCAGGUGCUGCGUUUACACCAGUCUCUGGGAUUUUAAAGCUAUGACGGAGACUGAAUUAAGCUUCCAGGCGGGAGAUCUUUUCCAGGUGAUCGAGAAGAAAGGAGACUGGUGGUGGGUCCAGAGGUUGGGCAUCUCCGGCAGGGGGUUCGAGGAAGGUUAUGUACCUUACAACUAUUUGGCCAAACAAGAGACCAUGGAGGCGGAACCCUGGUUUUUUGGGCAGAUCUCCCGUUCUGAAACGGUGCAUCGGCUGAUGUCAGAAGAGAAUAAAACCGGGGCCUUCCUGAUCCGUAUCAGUGAGAAAAGGGGGGCUGAGUAUGUGCUGUCAGUCCGAGAUGACUCACUGGUGAGACACUACAAGAUCUUGCACAACGGCCAGGGGAAUUUCUACAUGAACGCGACCCGGUCCUUUCCGGAUCUGCUUUCCCUCAUUGAGUAUUACAAAGAGAAGGGGCUCACUCACGGCCUGAAGCUGAAGAUCCCUUGCUACAAGCAAGAACCCACGGCGAUGCCGCACUGGGAUGACUGGGAAAGGCCAAAGGAAGAGUUCCGUCUGAUCCGAAAGCUGGGCGCAGGAUAUUUCGGAGAAGUCUAUGAAGGGUACUGGAAGGAGAAAGUCAGAGUUGCAAUCAAAGUUCUCCCCAGAGCUGACCUGACAUACCAGGACAUGUUCAAAAACGAAAUUGAGGCUAUGAAGAAGCUGCGGCACAAGCACAUCCUCUCCCUCUACGCCAUGUCUUCUGUCGGGGAUCCUGUGUACAUCAUCACAGAGAUCAUGAGCAAAGGGAACCUGCUGGAACUGCUCCGAGCUUCGGAAGGGCAGCGGCUGCAAAUGACAGAGCUGGUUGACAUGGCAUCUCAGGUGGCCGACGGGAUGUGCUACUUAGAGUCGCAGAAUUUCAUUCACCGAGAUCUGGCUGCCAGGAACAUCCUGGUUGGAGAAAACAACAUCUGCAAAGUCGGGGAUUUUGGGAUGGCCAGGCUGAUCAAGGAUGACGUUUAUCUUUCUUACUCCCAUAAUAUUCCCUACAAAUGGACUGCACCAGAAGCACUUUCCCAUGGACGCUAUUCCAUCAAAUCUGACGUCUGGUCAUUUGGAAUCCUUCUCUACGAAAUUGUGACCCGUGGCCAGAACCCAUAUCCAGGUAUGACCAACGGUGAAGUUUUCAAGCACGUCCAAACCGGCUUCAAGAUGCACUGCCCCUACAAGUGUCCCCCUAUGAUGUACAGUAUCAUGUGUAAGUGCUGGAAAAUUAACCCAAAUGAAAGGCCGGACUUCAAGCAUCUCACAGGGCUGCUACAGAGUUUCACCAACUAUGAGAAUCCUGAAUGAAAAGACCCUCUGCUUCCUCUCUGCUCCUCCUUUAAAAUCCUGUAACAGGUUUGACAUGAAAAGGAGACUUCUAUCGUAUUGAAACUCACAUACAUUUAAAGGAUAGGUGGGAUGCCGUGACAAUACUGUCUCCAGGGAUGGAAAUAGAGCAUUAAUGGCAUUUGCCCGAUUUGUAUUGCACAUUGCAACACAAUAUAAAUUGUGCGCUCACAAAGAUCCAUGGAUGUUCACUUGGAUAUAGAAGCAAUCAUGCAUGAGGAAGGAGAAACCCACGUACCAUGUUUUCUGUUUGUGUCACUGGAUUAGGAAGCCUAAGGAAGGCCCAAAGGACAGCAGCCCUCUGGAAGACAGAGGCUGUGUUCUCAAGACAAACCUGAAUGGAUCUGUGUUUUUCCCACAUUGCAGUUCCGAGCGGCAACAUUAGGCAAUCUUCACGCUCAGAUUUGGACUUUUUCACAUUGGUUUUAGAGUUCCAGAGGGACCAUGCCCCCAGCAGGAGACUUUGGAUGCUGUAUUUCUCACGGAGAUCCCUGAUUGAUUAUAACAUGCUCCUUUUGGAGAGCGCCUGUGCAGAGAGGAACAGCAAAAUGUACGCCAAACAGAUCAUUUAGAUCAAAUCGCCACACUUCAAGGGACUUUCGUUACCAUUAAAAAAAUGUGUC